AAAAUCGAAGACGUCAAACGUGCCACUUGACAGCUUCAUUCGUCUCAAGAACUCGUGAAAUUGAAGCGAUUCGGACGCAACUUUGCAAACAAGUUCAGUGAAGCCUUUUGCAUCAAACAACAAGAAAAACUAAAUCAACAUGGGUGUUCCAGCUGGUGAUGUCGAGAAGGGCAAGAAAUUGUUCGUACAACGUUGUGCUCAGUGCCACACCGUCGAGAAGGGUGGAAAGCACAAGACUGGUCCCAACUUGAACGGCUUGUUUGGACGCAAAACUGGUCAAGCUGUCGGUUUCUCCUACACCGACGCCAACGUCAAGAAGGGAAUUACCUGGGGCGAAGACACACUCUUCGAGUACUUGGAAAACCCCAAGAAAUACAUCCCCGGAACAAAGAUGGUGUUUGCUGGUCUCAAGAAACCCCAAGAGCGUGCCGACCUUAUCGCUUACUUGAAAGACUCCACCAAGUAAACUCUUUAAAAAAAAAACUCAAAAUUCACAAAAAAAAAAAUAGGACAAUUGACUAAAAAAUUAAAAAAAAAACUGCCAAAUUAUCAGACGAAGAACAAGUUUUGGCAUUCAACUAAAUAUAAACUACAAACUACUCGUUACCACGAACGUUACGCGCAUUUAGAGUAAAAUCCUGGCAUUUUUUGUUCUGUCCCAAAUUCUUUUAAGCAAUAAUUUUACUUUUUUGUCUCACAGAUUCCAGAUACAUACAUUUAUUUUUGUUCAGAAAUAAAAUUUAUUUUCUCUAUAUUUUAAUAUAAAGAUAUAAAAAACUAAUAUUUAAUAGCAAAUUAUUUAUUGUACAUUUAAAA
Molecule: messenger RNA, 816 nt
Organism: Culicoides brevitarsis
Lineage: Eukaryota; Metazoa; Arthropoda; Insecta; Diptera; Ceratopogonidae
Product: cytochrome c
Exons: 2
Coding region: 140-466 (108 amino acids)
Biological process (GO): mitochondrial electron transport, cytochrome c to oxygen; mitochondrial electron transport, ubiquinol to cytochrome c
Cellular component (GO): mitochondrial intermembrane space
Molecular function (GO): electron transfer activity; heme binding
Source: RefSeq, a predicted model, not a curated record